Molecule: messenger RNA, 2322 nt
Organism: Capronia epimyces CBS 606.96
Lineage: Eukaryota; Fungi; Ascomycota; Eurotiomycetes; Chaetothyriales; Herpotrichiellaceae
Exons: 1
Coding region: 1-2322 (773 amino acids)
Biological process (GO): tRNA N2-guanine methylation
Cellular component (GO): nucleus
Molecular function (GO): RNA binding
Source: RefSeq, a predicted model, not a curated record
AUGGCCUCUCCAGAACACUUGACCACUGUCAUUGACGGCAGGAAAUAUCGAAAUGUUCGAGAAGGUCGAGCAUCAAUUCUUGCUCCGUAUGGCCAAGAAAAGCCAUCAUCGACCGGGAAACAAGUCCGAAACAACGACGAGGGAAGCCAAGCCGUUUUUUACAAUCCAAUCCAACAGUUCAAUCGGGAUCUGACCGUACUCGCAAUCACAAUCUACGGUGAAGGAGCCGUCCUUGAGAAGGAGGAGCGGUUCCGCCAGAAGGCCCAGCAUGGAAAGACCAAGAAGCAGAACAAAAAUGAAAGGACCGCAGCCAAUGGAGGCAUGAUUGAACCUGACAGUGCAUCGGAAAAGAUCAACCCGCUCAAGCGUAAUGCUGAUCACUUGGAAGAACUUGGCGCAAACGAGAACCCGGCUGAGCCCCCCAAGAAAUCGAAAACAGGUGAUGAGUUCGAAGACGCGGAUGAAGAAUUGCUCGUGAUGGAACUGAGCGCUGAUCCUGCUACUGGUCAAAAAGGCGGAGGCGAUGAAAGCAAGAGCAACGGUGUGACUGGUAGCAAGACGCAAGAAGGCAAGGCGACAGAGACGGCAAAAUCUGUGCAGAAACAACUGCCCUUCGCCAUCCUAGAUGCACUCUCUGCAACUGGUCUUCGUGCGCUGCGAUAUGCCAAAGAGAUACCCUUUGCUACACACAUUGUGGCCAACGACCUUUCCUCCGAAUCUGUGCAGAACAUUGAACUCAACAUCCAACACAACGAGGUCAAGGACCGAGUGCACUCCAAUCUGGGCGACGCCAGAGGUUUCAUGUACAGCAAAGUUGGAAACCAGAGGCCACGACAAGGCCCUGGAUACGUCCAUCGGUUUGAUGUCGUUGACCUCGACCCUUAUGGCACAGCUGCUCCCUUCUUCGACGCCAGCCUGCAGGCCCUUCAAGACGGGGGACUGUUGUGCGUCACUUGCACAGACGCAGGCGUGUUUGCCUCUACCGGCUAUCCCGAAAAGACCUACGCUCUGUACGGAGGCAUGCCCGUCAAAGGCCCGCAUUCACAUGAGGGUGGACUGAGACUGAUUCUCAACGCGGUGGCUCUCGCUGCAGCAAAGUACAGCCUCGCCAUCGAACCCCUUCUCUCACUCUACAUCGACUAUUAUGCGCGACUGUUCAUUCGAGUGCAUCGCAAACAACAAGACGUCAAACUGCUGGCCGGUACAACCAUGACUGUUUACAACUGCGGGCACGGGUGCGGAUCGUGGACCACGCAACCCCUGCUACGGAACCAGGCACAAGUCUCUCGGAGCGGCGAGACGUUCUUCAAGUUUGCCUUCGCCCAAGCACCGCUGACGACUCCCAAUUGCGAACAUUGUGGAUCGAAGCAGCACCUUUGCGGCCCUAUGUGGGCUGGCCCUCUGCAUAACCCAUACUUCGUACAGAAGAUGUUGGACAGGGUGCCAUCUCUGGACAAAGAGACUUACGGCACGGCAGAUCGGAUUCAAGGAAUGCUCACACUCGCUCUUGAGGAGGACCUGACCCUUCAAAACUGGCCAUCGGGGCCCUCGACACCAUCAGAGGCCAAGGACCAGAUCCUCUCCGGCCCAGAUCCCCGAAUCAUCCCACGCCUCCCGGCCAAGACGAUCGACAGCAGCCCAUUUUUCAUCAUGCCCACUCAAUUGGCCAAGGUCAUCCACUGUAGCACACCUUCGGAAGACAUGAUGCGUGGUGCGCUUCUCGGACUUGGCUACCGCGUCACCCGCUCGCAUUGUAAGCCAGGGAGCGUGAAGACGAAUGCACCUUGGAGCGUGCUUUGGGAGAUCAUCCGAGAAUUCAUGCGCACAAAAGCACCCAUCAAAGAGGGAGCAGUAAAGAAGGGCUCGGCUGGAUGGAACAUUCUCGCACGGGUCAGAGGCACCGAGAGAGCGCAGGUGUCGGAGCUCAAGGAUGGCGCAAGAGACCAGCUUGCGAGAUGUGAGACCAAGGAUGACCUGAAGACCGUGUUACAGGGUAUCAUGUGGAGACUGGAGAACGAGAAGCAGCCGUCUCAUGCCCAAGAAGACUCCUCCGCAGCGCAGCCGCCAACCACCAGCCAUGACAAUGAAUCGAACUCCGAACUUGAAGCUGAACCUGCUGUCGGCGAGAAACAACAAGCCCCAGCGCGUCCCCAGGCCCGUCGAUCACGGUCGCAAAGUCCUCCCGCCCCGGUGCCGAGCAAACUCAACAUCAUUUUCGACGAGAAGUUGGGCAAAGAGAAGCCUCGCGGGAAACUGGUCCGGUAUCAAAUAAACCCAAGAGAGAACUGGGGCCCCAUGAGCCGGGCUGGGCGGAGUGGCUGA